ACUUCAGCUCCCAGGAAUAUCUUUGGUGUAGUAUCCAUUUACUGUCAAUCGAGGGUUCUAAAAGCAAUCCUCUUAAGGCGCCACGUUCCGAAGUGAAUAUUUGCGUCAUUUAGGUGCAGCCCCGCGAUCAUGGACACCUUACUCACAGCAGAAAUCGUGGCCAACUCGCCCCAGUUCCGGCGAAAGUCCUCGAUUUUCGUCGAUGCAAUCCAUGAUCUACCUGAAAAGGCCGAUCUUGCCCCGGCACAGCUGUACAGCACGGAAUCCGGUCGGCUUUUCCACUCGGGCCGGAUCGUCAUCAUCACCGUGGGUUUACCCGCCAGAGGCAAGACACACAUCUCUGUUGCAUUGGCACGGUAUCUUCGAUGGCUUGGAGUCAAAACCAGGAUCUUCCAUCUAGGUGACUACCGACGUGCCACGAUCCCAUUUGGUGAGGAUAUGCCUGAUGAUUAUUUUUACGUGAACGCAACCGCCUCAUCUGUCCUUCUCCGCCAGAAGAUUGUCAGGAAAUGCCGAGAAGAUAUUUAUCAUUUUCUGAACCAUGAGAAUGGCCAAAUUGCAAUUUACGACUCCGUGAAUCCAUUAGCCUCGGGGCGGCGGUCACUUGCCAAGGAGUUUGCCAAACAUGACAUCGAGACGCUUUUCAUUGAGUCUUGGUGCGAUGAUGAACGGAUUAUCGAAGAGAACGUCCGCAGGGUCAAGAUUUCUUCUCCAGAUUAUGUUUCAUGGAGUCCAGAGGAUGCAGUUAAGCAUUACCUUACUAGAAUAUCCUCUCGGAUCCCCCAGUUCCAGACUAUGGAGGAGAAGGACCUAAACUACAUCAAGAUGAUCAAUGCGGGAGAGCGAUUGAUAGUCAACAAUCGCAGCUUUGGGUACCUCUCGAACCGCAUUGUGUUCUAUCUGCUGAACCUUCACAUCAAGUCUAGACGCACGUACUUUGCGCGGGCUGGCGUCUCAUUGGAGGCAGACUCUUACAAAGCCGAUGCCUCUCUCUCUGAACAAGGAGAAGAUUAUGCUAAGAAAAUGACUGAAUGCUUGCUUGCUCAUCGAGAGGCUGAGAACCAGACAAAAAUCUCCCAGGGUGAGGCCGGGAAUGAACCGCGGCCUUUGAAGGUUUGGACGUCGACGAGACGCCGUACUGUGGAGACCGCGAGAUACCUUCAUGAGAAAGGAUACAAGGUCCGCCAGCGGUCUCAAAUGAGCCAACUCAACCCGGGAGUCUGCGAGAAAAUGUCAGAGAGGCGCAUCCGAGCCGAAUACUCGGAUGAGGUCUCCAAGCACGAGCUGGAUCCUUACCACCACCGCUAUCCUCGCGCCGAGUCUUACCAUGAUCUUGCUGUCCGCCUGGAACCGAUCAUUCUUGAAUUGGAGCGAGAACAAAACGAUCUGCUGAUCAUUGCCCACGAAAGCGUUCUCAGGGUCUUAUAUGGGUACCUCAUGGCUUGCAACGCUGCUGAUAUUCCCUUCCUAGAAUUUCCUCGUGAUGAGAUUAUUGAGAUCAUCCCGGAAAGCUACCAAAACGAGGCACAACGAAUCCAUAUUCCCGAUCUUCCCGAAGAAAUCAUUCCUGCCUCCCCUGAAGACCUGAAGAUUCCAGUGCCCCCAAGUGGAGUUGUCUCUCCAAUGCAAGGGUUGGGAAGUCCACAAGAUGGUCUGGCGACUCCCCAGAGUGGCUACCGUACUCCCAGUGGGAUCCGCACUCCUCGUGAACCCGAAAGGCUAUCACAGCAACAUGUCGAAGAUGUUGUUUAGGGCCAGCAACGUUCCUAUGCUCAAUUUGACUUGAUUUGGCU
Messenger RNA from Penicillium pulvis, 1793 nucleotides. RefSeq names its product bifunctional fructose-2,6-bisphosphate 2-phosphatase/6-phosphofructo-2-kinase. Lineage: Eukaryota; Fungi; Ascomycota; Eurotiomycetes; Eurotiales; Aspergillaceae. Gene Ontology annotation, cellular component: cytosol. Gene Ontology annotation, biological process: fructose metabolic process; fructose 2,6-bisphosphate metabolic process. The coding region runs from base 130 to 1752 and encodes 540 amino acids. The record is from RefSeq and is a predicted model, not a curated record. The transcript is spliced from 11 exons. Gene Ontology annotation, molecular function: fructose-2,6-bisphosphate 2-phosphatase activity; 6-phosphofructo-2-kinase activity; ATP binding.